CGGCGAGCGGCCGGGCGCACGGACUGACGGACUGACGGACACGCGCGCAGGCCGCGCUUCUGGGCGACUCGGGCACCGGGCGUCGACGGCCGGCCCCAGCCUUCCCCGCCCCGUCGCGCCGCCCCGUCCCGUCCGGGCCGAUGGCUCCUCCGGAACCCCGCCGCCCGGGGGGCGCAGGGUAGAGCGCCGCGGCCCGGCCACAGCGCCCGGCGACUCCCGGAGCCCCGCGGAGCCCUCGCAGUCCGUCUGACGGGCUCGGGGAGUGAGCGGGAGCGCCCUCCCCCAGGCGCCCCCUCCCCCGAGCGGCGAGACAAGAUGCUGCCCGGGCUCCAGCGCCUGCUGCAAGGUCCUGCCUCAGCCUGCCUCCUGCUGAUGCUCCUGGCCCUGCCCCCCGCAGCCCCCAGCUGCCCUAUGCUCUGUACCUGCUACUCAUCCCCGCCCACUGUCAGCUGCCAGGCCAACAACUUCUCCUCGGUGCCGCUGUCCCUGCCACCCAGCACGCAGCGACUCUUCCUGCAGAACAACCUCAUCCGCACGCUGCGGCCUGGCACCUUCGGGCCCAACCUGCUCACCCUGUGGCUCUUCUCCAACAACCUCUCCACCAUCUACCCGGGCACCUUCCGCCACCUGCAGGCGCUGGAGGAGCUAGACCUUGGUGACAACCGGCAUCUGCGCUCUCUGGAGCCCGACACCUUCCAGGGCCUGGAGCGGCUGCAGUCCCUGCAUCUGUACCGCUGCCAGCUCAGCAGCCUGCCCGGCAACAUCUUCCGUGGCCUUGUUAGCCUGCAGUACCUCUACCUCCAGGAGAACAGCCUGCUCCACCUCCAGGAUGACCUGUUUGCAGACUUGGCCAACCUGAGCCACCUCUUCCUCCACGGGAACCGCCUGCGGCUGCUCACGGAGCACGUGUUCCGCGGUCUGGGCAGCCUGGACCGGCUGCUGCUGCACGGGAACCGGCUGCAGGGCGUGCACCGCGCGGCCUUCCGCGGCCUCAGCCGCCUCACCAUCCUCUACCUGUUCAACAACAGCCUGGCCUCGCUCCCUGGCGAGGCGCUCGCCGACCUGCCCUCGCUCGAGUUUCUCCGGCUCAACGCCAACCCUUGGGCGUGCGACUGCCGCGCGCGGCCGCUCUGGGCCUGGUUCCAGCGCGCGCGCGUGUCCAGCUCCGACGUGACGUGCGCCACGCCGCCGGAGCGCCAGGGCCGCGACCUGCGCACCCUCCGCGAGGCCGACUUCCACGCCUGCCCGCCGGCGGUGCCCACGCGGCCAGGCAGCCGCGCCCGCGGCAACAGCUCAUCUAACCACCUGUACGGGGUGGCGGAGGCCGGGGCGCCCCCCGCUGACCCGUCCACCCUCUACCGAGACCUGCCCGCGGAGGACCCGCGGGGGCGCCAGGGCGGAGACGCGCCCACGGAGGACGACUACUGGGGGGGCUACGGGGGCGAGGACCAGCGGGGCGAGCAGAAGUGCCCCGGCGCGGCCUGCCAGGCGCCGCCGGACUCCCGCGGCCCUGCGCUCGCGGCCGGGCUCCCCACCCCUCUGCUCUGCCUCCUGCUUCUGGCGCCCCAUCACCUCUGACUGUGUUGCUGAGACUGAAGAGCCCGGGGUGGGCGUCUCCGGAGCUAGGGCUCUGACCCCAGCCCCCGCCCCUGGUUUUGCUGUCUUCCGUUCCCCUCCCAACCAACUCCUCUCGCACCCAGGAACCAGGCCGCCUCUUCUGCCUCCCGGGCUGCUCUGAUUGAUGGCAGCCGCAGGAGGGCGUGUCUGGUGGCUCGGCCUUUCCCCAACUCUGGCCACUAACUCUUCCCCACUUGAAGACUGAGGUGGGGCGCCCCGGGAGGCCGCUGAUCCAGCUCUCAAGGCCCACGGCGAACUAAGGAGUUUUAUCUGCAGAGCAUCUUCCUCCGCGGAGCCUUUGGACAGCUCCGGAAGAAGCCCCACCCAGGAGCCGUCUGGAGGGAUGCCUCUAUGGGGGCCAGGCUGACCCUCCAGCCCUGCUCAUCCUAGCCUCUUCAACCUCCCGACACUGGAGGAAUACUCUUCUCCUAAGUCUACCCUGGACACUUUUUAGGGCGCCUCGAGAGAACUUUCCUCUCCACCAUGGCCCCUGUGUGGUGAAAAGCAAAAACAAUUGUUUGGGGAAAAAAAUUUAUUAAAAAAUUCUAUUAUUUUAUCU
Messenger RNA from Trichechus manatus latirostris (Florida manatee), 2176 nucleotides. RefSeq names its product reticulon 4 receptor like 2 (gene RTN4RL2). Gene Ontology annotation, molecular function: protein binding; signaling receptor activity. The record is from RefSeq and is a predicted model, not a curated record. The coding region runs from base 316 to 1578 and encodes 420 amino acids. Gene Ontology annotation, cellular component: extracellular matrix. The transcript has 3 exons. Lineage: Eukaryota; Metazoa; Chordata; Mammalia; Sirenia; Trichechidae.